Solenopsis invicta (red fire ant) is the source of this 1500-nucleotide messenger RNA. RefSeq lists its product as uncharacterized. Lineage: Eukaryota; Metazoa; Arthropoda; Insecta; Hymenoptera; Formicidae. Gene Ontology annotation, biological process: DNA integration. Gene Ontology annotation, molecular function: nucleic acid binding. The transcript has a single exon. The record is from RefSeq and is a predicted model, not a curated record. Bases 1 to 1500 code for a protein of 499 amino acids.
AUGCGCAUGCAGCAUUAUGCUAUAUUUCUACAAGGAUUUAAUUAUAAAAUCGAGUAUAGGAAAUCUGAGAAACAUGCUAAUGCGGAUUGUUUAUCCAGACUCCCUGUGGAUGCGCCACAAACCAUAGCAGACGUGAUAGAUGCUUAUCAAUUAGAAAUAAUUGAAACCUUACCGGUAACUGCGAGUAAACUUGCUUAUGAAACCCAAAAAGACAAAGACGUAAGCGAAUUACUAGAAGCAUUACAGACUGGUAAAAUCAUACAUAAAACAAAGCGUUUUAAUAUUGAGCAAAAUGAAUUCGGUCUAGUGAAUAAUGUAAUUAUGCGAGGUUCACGCGUUUAUGUUCCCAAAAUACUACGAGCGGAAAUAUUAAAAGAAUUGCAUUCAGGACACUUUGGGAUUGUCAAAAUGAAAAAUUUGGCUCGAAGCCAUUGUUGGUGGCCAGCCAUUGACAAUGAUAUAGAGAAAUUAGUACGUAAUUGCGCAAACUGCAAUAGUCACAAAAACAAUCCUCCAAAAGUGGAAGUACAUUUAUGGGAAGCGCCAUCAGCGCCAAUGCAACGCGUACAUAUCGAUUUUGCGGGGCCAUUCUUGGGAAAAAUGUUCUUGCUUAUGAUUGAUGCAUUCUCGAAAUGGCCCGAAGUACAUAUUGUAAGAGAUAUCACAGCAAAAACUACAAUUACAAAAUGCCGGGAAAUCUUUGCUGCAUACGGGAUACCACAAAUGGUAGUAACUGAUAAUGGUAGAAGCUCCACUUCUGCGGAAUUUCAACAAUUUUUACACAUGAAUGGUAUUAAGCAUAAACGUACUUCACCUUUCAAUCCCGCAACAAACGGUCAGGUAGAACGUUUUGUCCAAACAUGUAAACAAGCGCUAAAACGAAUGAAUUGCGAUACUACAAAUGUUAAUUUUGCACUAAGUAAAUUACUAUUACAGUAUAGGGCAAUGCCACAUGCGAUAACUAACAAAACUCCUGCGGAGAUGUUUCUCAAUCGGAAAAUAUCCACUAGAUUAGAUUUAAUGAUACCAGUACAUAAUAACUCAAAACUAUAUGAUAACACUACAGAAAAUGUGAAAACAUUCUCGUGCGGGGAGAGAGUUGCGUGUCGUAACUAUUCCGGGAGCGUAAAAUGGAAGUUCGGCAUAAUAUCGGCAAGAAAAGGAAAACUACACUAUUCAAUUCGGCUGGAUGAUGGUCGCUCUUGGGAAAGACACGCUAAUCAAAUGCGUAAAAUAGGCGAAAAUACUCCAACGAGUUGUACGGAGAACGAUCACUAUUACUGGGACAUUGAAGAGUCUCGGGAACCGGAAUGCCCGAGCGUUUCCCAAUCAUCAAAUACGGAGAAUCAUCCGGACGCGCCUCAAAAUGCUGCGCCAGUUUCCCCACAGAGUAAUAUAGGCGUAGAUGCGAGAUCUGAAGUGGAAGCUCAGCGGCGUUCGGUUAGAUAUAAGAAGCGUCCAGAUUUCUUUUCCGAAUGUACAGCAAAAUACAACAAGUAG